CCUAGGAGCUUCGACGACACCCGGCAUCCAACUCGGCAUCCAUCACUCGGCCCGCACCCGCGGGGCUCAUUCAACUGACACCCUCAGACGUGGUCUGCCGCCCAGCACGUUAACCAUUCCAGCAUGGCCACCAAGCGCGCCCCCGGGACAUGCCGGGCCGAGGAAGGCAAGAUCAGCCUCGCCGACCUUCCCUACGAGAUGCAACGGGCCAUCUUCGAUGCGGCCACGGGACCUGAGAUCAUCUUCAUGCGAAUCAAGAACAAUGUGGUGUCUGUUUCUGCCCCGAUUCACAAGGGUCUCGCCCUAGCCUGCCGGCUUUCGCGGGAAAUAUACCUCAAGUCCAAGGUGCUUUCCCGGUUUGGAAGUCGCCGCUACUGGGUCGACCCCGACCGCGACCUCUUUUACCUCGACGACGGUGACCCCAUCCCUCGCGCCCAGCGGCCCGACUGGCACAGCAGGCCGGCUUCACGGCUCAAGGGCGACAUCUUCGACCCCUCUGUCUUGCGGCACGUCGCCGUCGACCUGGAGUACAUGGGCUCGUACCCCUUCUGUCACUUCCCGCUCAUCCGCAUCUGGACCCUCUUCCCGAAGCUCGAAGCGAUCCACAUCUUCGUCCCGAAGGGCCCGCCCCAGACGCCCGCCGUGAAAGCGCGGCCGGGCACCCUGAGGCUGGAGCCGAUCCCCAGCACGCUGGUGGUCGCCGCCCCCCGCCACGAUAAGGAGCUCUGGCUCGCCGUCCGAUACCAAGUGCGGAAGGUAUGCACUAGGAUUCUGGAAACGGAGCAUGGCUGGAACGGCCGGACGGUGCCCCAGGUCGUCGGCCACCUGACGAGCCUGUGGAACCAGCCGCCCGAAGACUCCAACGGCACUGAAGGCUCCAACGGCGCUGAAGGCUAGAAGACUUCGCUGUGGCUUCGUCUUCAGGGGGGAGAGCGGCGGACCCGAAGGAAGCGGAUGAAGCUGAUUGAUAAGAUCUUGAGGCGCCGCCUGGAAGGCGUCUCUCUUGGACAGGAACUGUCUGACGACCGAGCGGAGGAAGGGGAGAGCUAGACAGGAGGAGGGGCCAUUGUUGCGUCGGUUGUGUCCAGCCUCGCGGCCUCUUCUCAUGGGUCUCUGUCAGCACGGUUUGCCCAGCGCCUCUUGUUGUUGUCGGUCUUGA
Molecule: messenger RNA, 1159 nt
Organism: Thermothielavioides terrestris NRRL 8126
Lineage: Eukaryota; Fungi; Ascomycota; Sordariomycetes; Sordariales; Chaetomiaceae
Exons: 1
Coding region: 124-897 (257 amino acids)
Source: RefSeq, a predicted model, not a curated record